AUGAUCCGAGGCACGUUCCGCCUGGACAAAGGAAGAGAUCAUCGAGGCUCGUUAUUAAGGGAAAUCCGGGAAAGGUUAACGAAAAGCGCGAGCAUUUCCCCGGCGGCUCCUCCCUAUGCAGGCGGGGCCAGUCGGCUGGAAAAACUGCUGUUUUUCUUUUGGAGAAAAUCCACAGCAGGGGGCCCUCUGUUUCCGGUCCACUGGAAGGAAGCACUUUCCAGCGAGGUCAUCCAAUCUCACUCAUCCAAGAGAUAUUAUUAA
This is a messenger RNA of Nezara viridula (southern green stink bug), 261 nucleotides long. NCBI's taxonomy places the organism in Eukaryota, Metazoa, Arthropoda, Insecta, Hemiptera, Pentatomidae. The record is from the annotation of a GenBank genome assembly.